UAAAUACCAAACAAUAUACAAUAUUCUUCAUUUCUUCUCAGUCUCAUUCUCAUUCCCCUCACCAUUCCUGAAAACACGCCCCAACAAUUUCCUCAUCAUUUUUGGUUCUGAAAAGAUAAAAAAUGAAGGGAACAGAAAGACUACAGAAAGUGGUUCAUGGGUAUCAUUCUGUAGGAUUCAUGCUUGUAAUGGUAGUGAUGAUGGUGGUUGUUUACUUUUAUGGAGAUAACAGCAAUACUGAAAUAAGUUUUGAUGUUACUGGAGAUACAGAAAUAUUGGAGGAUCAUUCUUUUGAAGGUUGUGAUUUCUUCAAUGGGAGUUGGGUCUAUGAUAACACAUCAAGACCUUUGUAUAAAGAGAGACACUGUUCUUUCAUGGUAGAUGAUUACUCUUGUGAGAAAUUUGGAAGAAAAGAUUUUGAGUAUCAGUUCUGGAAAUGGCAGCCUCAUGGUUGUCACCUUCCCAGGUUUAAUGGAACGGCAUUGUUGGAAAAGCUAAGGGACAAGAGGGUUGUUUUUGUUGGGGACUCAUUAGGUAAGAACCAUUGGGUUUCACUUCUUUGUCUUAUUGAUUCAUGGAUCCUCGAACCAUCACAUAAGGUUGCAGAAUGGCAUGGCUCGUUGAUCACUUUUAAGGCAUCCGAAUACAAUGUUUCCAUUGAUUUUUAUUGGGAACCAUUGUUGGUAGAAUCUAAUUGUGAUGAUCCGGUUAAACAUCGCGUGCAUGAUCGGAUCAUGCAAAUUGAGAGCAUCGAGAGGCAUGCCAAGCAAUGGAUUAACGCUGACAUUUUAAUUUUUGACUCGUAUACGUGGUGGCUGGAACCUAAUAUGACACUCUUGUGGGGGUCGUUUGAAAAUCCAAAAAGAACUUCUGUUGAAUCUAGAAGGGUCACGCGUUAUGAAAUGGCUCUAAGAACAUGGUCAAAUUGGUUGGACACUCACCUUGAUCGCGAGAAAACUAGAAUGUUUUUCAUAAGUCUCUCGCCGGAUCACAAAGAGGGUGGAGAUUGGGGAAAAACAAUGGGAGAAAAUUGCUUCAAUGAAACUCAACCGAUAACGGAAGAAGGGUAUUGGGGGAAAGGAUCGGAUACUGAUUUGAUGAGAACAGCACAAUCAGCGGUACAAGAUCUUGAAAAGAAAGGCUUAAACAUUAAACUUCUAAAUAUAACACAACUCUCACAAUAUAGAAAAGACGGACAUCCAUCUAUUUACAAAAGGCAUUGGGUUCCUCCAACAAAGCUAGAGUUGGCCAACCCUGUCCAAUAUGCGGAUUGUGUACAUUGGUGUCUUCCAGGGGUCCCUGAUAUUUGGAAUGAGAUCCUAUAUGCUUACAUUCGUUAUAAUAUAUGAAAUUUUAUCGUUAGUUAGUUACAACCUAAUACAUCUACAUGUCAUAUAAUAGAGAAAGUUUAGGUAGGUGGUUGGUGAGGAUGUCAUGUAAUAUUCAAAGAACUAAUUAACAGUUACAACCUUCUACUUCAAAGUCUUGUUUGGUGGUUUUGCUACACCAACACUUUUGU
Molecule: messenger RNA, 1519 nt
Organism: Helianthus annuus (common sunflower)
Lineage: Eukaryota; Viridiplantae; Streptophyta; Magnoliopsida; Asterales; Asteraceae
Product: protein trichome birefringence-like 34
Exons: 5
Coding region: 123-1349 (408 amino acids)
Cellular component (GO): Golgi apparatus
Molecular function (GO): O-acetyltransferase activity
Source: RefSeq, a predicted model, not a curated record